Mucor velutinosus is the source of this 3438-nucleotide messenger RNA. RefSeq lists its product as uncharacterized. Gene Ontology annotation, molecular function: TBP-class protein binding; RNA polymerase II general transcription initiation factor activity; histone acetyltransferase activity. The transcript is spliced from 6 exons. Lineage: Eukaryota; Fungi; Mucoromycota; Mucoromycetes; Mucorales; Mucoraceae. Gene Ontology annotation, cellular component: transcription factor TFIID complex. Gene Ontology annotation, biological process: RNA polymerase II preinitiation complex assembly; transcription by RNA polymerase II. The coding region runs from base 1 to 3438 and encodes 1145 amino acids. The record is from RefSeq and is a predicted model, not a curated record.
AUGUCUUUGGCUGGUUAUUUCUUUGGUAAUGUGGAUGAACAAGGUCGUCUUGAGAGUGAUUUAGAUGAUGAUCUCAAAGAAACCCUUUCCAGUGUCGAUGCGAAUGUAUUCACCCGCAUUUUCAGCAACGAAGAUACGUUUGGCUUGGAAAAAGCACGCAGAAAGCAACCUGGAGAUGGAGACAGCGAUGAAGAAGAUGACGACGAUGAAGACACGUCUGCACGCAUUCCAGUGGUUCCAACUGUGCACGCAAAAGACGCAGUGGAUUAUUCAGACUUUGACGACGCAGUGCCUGAUGAUCUAUCUGAAAAGUAUUAUCGCCGUGGCAUGGGUAUGGUGCAAAAGAGUCUGCCAAAGUCAAGAUUGGCUCUGGUUACAGACAAUUAUGAUGACAGCGAGGAGGAGGAGGAGGAAGAAGAGAAUGAAGCAGCCGCCAAACCAUCAACCACUUUACAACAGCCUGCAACGGCAACAUCCGCAGACACAACACAGAGUAUGCCUUUGACAGACACAGCAGUAUCCACCUUGGUCAAAGGAGAUGAUAAAUUAUCCAAAGACAUCGACAUUAAGCAGCUGUAUCCUGGUUUUGAAAGAGACCAGAUUCUCAAGUUCUCUGAAUUGUUCAUGGCCAAGAUCAAAAGACCGCCCAAACUUGUGCCUCACAAAAGAGUGGUUUACGGCGAUGGAUACGAAUAUGAAGUGGAGAGGGAUGAGCGGGCAGCGUUCCUGAGAGCCAGCAAGCUUGAUCGCUUUAGAAUUGAGCAAGCAAAACAGCCUGUCAAAAAACGACGACUAGAAGUAUCGCACGAAGAUAGUGCCAGUAGCAGUAAUGAGAGUGAGGAUGACGAGUACAUGGAGGAGCUGGCAGAGCGAGGAUAUACUACGGAACCGCCCAAAGAGAUUUUGGAGAGUGAGAAGCUGUAUCAUUCCAUCAUGUUGGAUACCUGGGAAGACGAAAUUAUCUGGGACGACAAGGAUGAGAGCCAAGACCAGCAAUUGAUUGACAGGGUGUCUGCUGACAAGGAGCAAGGAAAUGAUAAAGUUACUGUCAAGCACCUCAACAUGCAACUGGAAGAAGGAGACUGGCUUGACGCUAUUAUCUGGGAUAAAGAGAAGCCAUCGCCAGCCACCAUGAAGAUUUCACUCGAUCUCAAUGAUCCCAACAUGCUGUUUGAUGUAGAAGAAGUAGAAGCUACCAAAGAACUACUGAUUCAGCCCAAACAUGUCAAAAAGGGCCGCAAACCGCUUCCCAAGCCAUUACCCAAAAUCCAAAUAUACCACACAGAUACAGAGCCUCACAACAAAUUGCCACUCAAUCGUUUCAAUCUAUCCAACGACAAGCACUACGAAUCUCAUUUGGCUGGUCGUUUGAUCCGUGUGCGACAGACCUUUGGUCAAUUGGUGGUGCAACAUGCGCUCCCUGCUCUCAAAUUGCAUCCUCAGUUGUACAAAACCAAGCUAUCAAAGCAAGAGCUGAGAUCCUUCCACAGACCCUUGAUGCAGAUACCUCCCAACACAGAUAUUCACUUUUCUCGCAUGAAAGCGAGCAAAAAGAAGAAGAAGGACAAGAAGAAGGGCCAUGUGGACGAUAUUCGCAGCACCAAGGAUUUGACGCUCAAGGACAGCUCUCAGUUUGUGCUGAUGGAGUAUUCUGAAGAGCACCCGCCUAUCAUAUCCAACAUCGGUAUGGGUACACUAAUCAUCAACUAUUACAGAAAGACGGAGCCCAAGGAUGAGUUUGUGCCCAACGCUGAUAUUGGCGAGCCCUUUGUGCUGGAUAUUGGAGAUACCUCUCCCUUCAUGACAUUUGGCAACGUGGAACCAGGCCAAACCAUUUCUGUGUACUAUAACAAUCUGAUCCGUGCUCCCUUGUUCCGUCAUGAUGUAAGACACACUGACUUUUUGCUGCUCAAGAGCACCUACAAGGAUCAUACAAAGUACUAUCUGCGUGAGAUUCCUGCCAUCUUCACAAUUGGUCAAUCUUAUCCUGUGCAAGAAGUACCUGGCCCUCACUCUCGCAAGGUCACCACCACCAUCAAAAACCGUCUGCAAGUGGUCGCUUACCGUUUGAUCAAGCGCAAUGUGCUUCAUCGCCUCAAGAUGGGUAAACUGGCUCAAAAGUUCCCCGAAUACUCUGAUAUCCAAAUACGUCAAAGACUCAAGGAGUUUCUCGAGUUCCAUCGUCGCAGUAAAGAUGGAGGAGGCGGUUACUGGAAGACACGCGGAGGAGGGGACCCACCCACGGAAGAGGAUCUGCGCAAAAUGGUGACCCCUGAGAUGGUCUGUCUGUAUGAAAGCAUGUUGGUCGGUGAGCGCCAUUUGCAGGACUUGGGUUAUGGCGAUGUCAAUGAUGAUGACGAGACUGGAGAAGGUGACUCCAAGCUGGAAGUGGAGCAGCAGUUGGCGCCUUGGUUCUCGACUCGCAACUUUAUCAAUGCAACUCAGGGCAAAGCAAUGCUCAAGUUAUAUGGUGCAGGUGAUCCUACAGGCCGUGGCGAGGGCUUCAGUUUCAUUCGUGUCUCCAUGAAAGAUAUCUUUUUGCGUGCUGGUGAAUCAGCAGAAGAAAAGCUGGCUCAGAUUGAAGCAAGACCCAAGAGUGCGCAUCGAUACAAUGUAGCUGAGCAGCAGCAGAUCUACCGUGAAGAAAUUGCUCGUAUCUGGAAGGCACAAUUGGACUCGUUGGGCAACAAGGUGGAGCCCGUUCUCUCAGACCACGAAGGUGAAGAUGACGAUGAUCGUGAGGAUCAAGUCGACAGCCCCUCUGCCUCCGAAUUCGAUUGGGGGCAUCACCGCAACAGCCGUGGUAUGUCUCCCUCACCGGCAACACCCUCAUACGGUGGAAGAAGUAGAUAUGACCGAGCCAUCUCUGAAAUUGAUGAUGAUGACGUUUCCGUCACAGGCAGUAUGAGCUCAAACUAUCAUGUGAACAGUCAAAACAAAUAUCUAGUGAUUAAGCGACUCAUUACUCAAAAGAACGGAGAAAAGGUGUGGCAGCAAGAGGUGGUUCGUGACCCUGUUGUUAUGAAAUCCUAUUUGAGACAGCGUCAAAUGAUUGAAGAAGAAGCCACCAGUGCUGAGGCGCUGGAGCCAACAGAUGAUGAAGAAAAGAAUGCACGCAUGAAGAAGCGAAUUCAAGAUCAAUUAGCUAAACUCAAACGAAAUGCAGAAAGACGUAGACAACGCCAAUUGGCCAAGCAAGCCGCAUUAGCAGAGAAUCCAGUACUAGGUUUGAUUAGAGGCAAGCGUGAAGGUGCUAUGCGUCGCUGCGGUAAUUGCGGUCAAUUGGGUCAUAUGAAGACAAAUAAGAACUGUCCCAAGUUCUAUCUGAAUAAUGUCGAUAGUGUUGCCGCCGCUGGCACUGUUGGAGGAGCAGGAGAAGGUAGCACGCCAUCUAACUUACAGGAACCAGGCACACCUACUGGUGAUCUAAGCAUUUAA